Molecule: messenger RNA, 2057 nt
Organism: Panicum virgatum (switchgrass)
Lineage: Eukaryota; Viridiplantae; Streptophyta; Magnoliopsida; Poales; Poaceae
Product: probable serine protease EDA2
Exons: 14
Coding region: 58-1617 (519 amino acids)
Biological process (GO): proteolysis
Cellular component (GO): vacuole
Molecular function (GO): dipeptidyl-peptidase activity; serine-type exopeptidase activity
Source: RefSeq, a predicted model, not a curated record
AGAGGUAAUAACCACCACCGGAACGGAAGGGAAUCUUCAGCCGGAGAGUCGGAGACGAUGAUGGGUUCUCGCGAUCGCCUCGUCUCCCUCCUCUUCGCCUUACUCCUCGCGCGCGUCGCCGAGGCCGGGCCGACCGCCGCCGCCACCGCCGCUGGCAGCAGGUACCUGACCACGGACGAGCGGUGGAUGAAGCAGCGCCUCGACCACUUCUCCCCCACUGACUACCGGCGGUUCAAGCAGCGCUACUUCGAGUUCCUCGACUACCACCGCGCCCCAGGCGGGCCGAUCUUCCUGCGCAUCUGCGGCGAGUCCGCCUGCGGCGGCAUCCCCAACGACUACCUGGCCGUACUGGCCAAGAAGUUCGGCGCGGCGGUGGUGACGCCGGAGCACCGGUACUACGGCAAGAGCUCCCCGUUCAGGCGGCUGACCACCGGGAACCUGAGGUUCCUGUCGUCGAAGCAGGCCCUGUUCGACCUCGCCGUCUUCCGCCAGUACUACCAGGAAUCCUUGAAUGCUAGGUACAACCGCACGGGAUUUGACAAUCCUUGGUUCGUCAUCGGGGUCUCCUACUCCGGCGCUCUCAGCGCCUGGUUCAGGCUCAAGUUCCCCCACCUGACAUGUGGGAGCCUGGCGAGCUCAGGGGUGGUUCGUGCGGUGUACAACUACACUGACUUUGACAAGCAGGUUGGAGAGUCGGCUGGCCCUGAGUGCAAAGCUGCCCUUCAAGAAACGACUAGACUUGUUGAGCAACAGCUUCUGUCAGACAGCCGUUCGGUGAAGACCUUAUUUGGGGCACAGACGUUGAAAAAUGACGACUUCCUCUACUUACUGGCAGAUGCCGCAGCAGAAGCAUUCCAAUAUGGGCACCCUGAUGCUGUGUGCACUCCUCUAGUAAAUGCAAAGAAGAAUGGGAAAAACUUGGUGGACACAUUUGCUCAAAUUGUGAGAGUCUUUUAUGUCAAAGAAAUGGAGACACCGGUAUCUUCAUAUGAUCAGGAGUACCUGAAGAAAACAACUCCCGACGAUUCUAGUUCUAGACUCUGGUGGUUCCAAGUUUGUAGUGAGGUUGCCUACUUCCAAGUCGCGCCCGAAACUGAUAGUGUUCGUUCCGCAAGAAUCAAUGCAAGGUACCAUCUGGACCUAUGUAGAAAUGUUUUUGGGGAAGGCGUUUAUCCUGAUGUGGUCAUGACGAACUUGUAUUACGGAGGCACAAGAAUUGCUGUAUGCGCAGCUUCUAAAAUUGUGUUUACCAACGGUUCACAAGAUCCAUGGCGCCAUGCCUCUAAGCAGCAGUCAUCGAAAGACAUGCCAUCAUACUUGAUCAAAUGCAGAAAUUGCGGACAUGGCACUGAUCUGAGAGGUUGCCCUCAGAGUCCUUUCAGGAUUGAAGGGGACUCUUCCAACUGCUCAUCCCCAGCAGCUGUGAAUACAGUGAGGGACCAGAUCGCCGGGCACAUUGACCUGUGGCUAUCGCAAUGCCAGAUUUCCAAGAACCAGCAGUGUCAGGUCAUGGCCUCAUGGGGCUCCAACAAUUCUAGUGACUUUAUGGGUGUGGUAACGGCGAGCUACAGUUUGUUCGGUUGGGGAGUAAAUGGAGAUCUGCAGAUCCUACGGUAAGAUGGCGCGGAUCCUGGUCGCCGAAGGGCAGCUACGCAGGAUUCAGGGCUCUUUCUGUUUGAAUCGUGAGUGGAGUUGCAGCUGUACUGCGGCUCGAGUUAAACAGGAGGCGCGGUGCUGUUGCUACGAUGGUACUCCUCUCGGCCUUUACGUGCAGCGCGGCAAGGACAGUUACCGUGGGUGCGUGAUUUUUUUUCCUUCUUCUUCUUCUACAUACAAACAUAAGUACACAAGCCACAUUCUCGCAUACAUACAUGCACUCGUAUUCUAUCUCUACGAGCGCAUUCGAAAGGUUGCGUCGGCAAAUCUUGAGAUUGACAAAGUCUCCAUAGAAAUCUCGUUUGUCAAGGUACAUGUCAGCAAUCGAAUAAUCAGAUGAUGUGUUCAUCGAUAAUGAAACUUAUGUGGUGACUUAGUUAAUCUCAAAAUUUUCCGAGCCA